AUGAAGUGGACAGCUGUUAAGCCAGCAGAAGCAAUGAUGCGGGGCGGUGGUUUGGAAUCCAAGGGAGGUGACGAUCCUUAUCACCUCGUGGCACACAAAGACAUGGCUCGAUUACUCACUCUCCUUAUUCGCUUGUCUCAUCACUUCCAUCUUCUACUAGUACCGGACAAUCGCUACUUGCGACUCAAACUCAUAUCCAACGCCUCUGCGAAAAUGAAUUCAUAA
Molecule: messenger RNA, 225 nt
Organism: Dovyalis caffra
Lineage: Eukaryota; Viridiplantae; Streptophyta; Magnoliopsida; Malpighiales; Salicaceae
Source: the annotation of a GenBank genome assembly